AAGUUUAUUAAGCCGUAAAAGCCAGUGUUUCGGUUGUUGACAAGCCAUAACAACACAACAUAACAUUCGGCUUUCAAUUCAUUUUUAUAUUAAUUAUCUCUGUAAAAGUUUAGUGUUAUUUCUUUUGUGAAUUAUAAAAGAGUAGCGGCAGGUAUGGCGCGUAUAGUUGAAGACGUAUUUGGUACGGCCGUUAAUCCGCUCACCGAAAAAAUCGAGCAAAUUAAACGUUUUACAUUGGCGAACAGUACGGAAAUGUCAGUGCAGAUUUGUACAUUGGGUGCCACCGUAACCACUAUUAAGGUACCGGAUGCAAGUGGUCAGAUAGACGAUAUUGUUCUUGGAUAUGACGAUGUUGCAGGAUAUCAAACCGCAACAAAUCCCUAUUUUGGCGCCACAAUUGGUCGUGUUUGCAAUCGUAUUGCUAAUGGUCAUUUUAUGUUGAAUGGUCAAGAUAUUCAAGUAUCUCGAAAUUUUAACAAUAGACAUCAGCUGCAUGGCGGUUUUCUUGGUUUUGAUAAAAUGCAUUGGCAGGUGCUUGAAGCGAAUGGCGAUGGGUUGACAUUGCAACAUUGUUCGCCGGCUGGUCAUGAAGGAUAUCCGGGCCAAGUUACCGCAACGGUAAAAUAUACAUUGACCGAAGACAAUUGUCUGCAUGUGAGGAUGCAGGCAAAGACAACGAAAACAACGAUUGUCAAUAUGACAAAUCAUUCCUAUUUCAAUUUGGCCGGACAUGGUGCUGGUAGAGAAGCAAUGCUUGAGCAUUCCAUUAUGAUUAAAGCCGAUCAAAUUACCGAAACUGAUUCUGAUUCGAUACCAACUGGUCGUUUAAUUAAUGUCGCUGGAACUCUAUUUGAUUUGAAUGAGCCAACGCAACUGGGCGAACGGUUACAGCAAUUGUUAAAUGGCUAUGAUGAUAAUUAUUGCGUAAAACUUAACGAUAACAAUAUAACCACAAUCGCUAGAGCUUAUCAUCAGAAAUCUGGUAGAUGGUUGGAAAUUGCUAGCAAUCAACCGGGCGUGCAAUUUUAUACCUCAAACUAUAUGCCGGAUGUUAACAAAGGAGAGAUACCACUUAAGGGUAAAGAAAAUGCCAAAUAUGUGAAACAAGGUUCAUUUUGUUUAGAGACUCAAAAAUAUCCGGAUGCUGUUAAUCAUCUCGAAUGCAAAAGGGAUAGCUAUAUAGCUAUAUAGCUGUAGCAGUGUUUUAAUUACCAACGAUUGCGAAAGGCCUAAUGGUCUUUUCUACUUUUCCAAGCCAUACAAAAGCGCUAUGUAAAUAACAUUCGCAAUAUUGAAUGAAGCGUGUCUAUGUGUGCGUUUGUUAUAUGUAUAAUG
Glossina fuscipes is the source of this 1335-nucleotide messenger RNA. RefSeq names its product galactose mutarotase. Gene Ontology annotation, biological process: beta-D-galactose catabolic process via UDP-galactose, Leloir pathway; glucose metabolic process. Bases 154 to 1191 code for a protein of 345 amino acids. Gene Ontology annotation, molecular function: aldose 1-epimerase activity; carbohydrate binding. The transcript has 7 exons. The record is from RefSeq and is a predicted model, not a curated record. NCBI's taxonomy places the organism in Eukaryota, Metazoa, Arthropoda, Insecta, Diptera, Glossinidae.